GUCUUCUUGGAUACGCAGCGUUCUCCUUGGGGAAAUAGGUAUGUCGUGGAAUGGAAUAUUGGGGUAUAUUUGAUUGAUUGGCACGAUGGAUGGUCUGGGUGACUGGGAGUAUAUAAACGGCAUUGAGGACGUUGUAAUGGGGGGAGGUGACGUGAUUAAUGUGCGUUUGUCUGAACUGACUAGAAACUAUGAAGUUCAUCGCUGUGUUGUUGGCCAUUAUGGCCACUGUACUGGGGCUGCCUUUGUCGUCUCUUGUGGUAGGAGACAUUGAUAUCGCGCACCAGGCUCGAGAGCACGCAUUGCGUGAAAGGACACACUCCCCCAGCAUUGAAUCAACCCAGAAUGCCGCCCGAUCUGUAAGACUGGCGGCAAUUGAAGCACGCCAGCAGAACACAGUGCCAAAUGCAUACAUCAUCGAGAUAAAGCGCGGUUACACACACGACGCAUUCGACAAGUAUCUCCGCGACAACAACAUCGCGCACCAGUUCCGAGCCGUGUAUAAGAGCGAGAUAUUCUGGGGCGUUAGCGUUCAGCUGGAGAAGAGCAGUGAUUAUGGGAAGAUGGUGCAGUGGGCGGGGAUUGGGAAUGUCUCGCCGGUGAAGGUUAUCGGGCUGCCCGAACCGCCUGUGGUUAAGCCUGAGCCUAUGGAGUCUCCAGAUGUUGCGGUAGCUGCUACUCGAUGAGUGGAGGAGGUUGGAUUCGGGUGGUAUUGAAGCGACCUCGUGGGAUCUUUGGUUGGGUGUUGUGGCGUGUUUCAUUCUAUGUGCGAGCGGUUGAGUGGAUUCGAAACAUGAUGUAUAGUCGUGGGCGACUUCUGGUGUGUGAUUUGCAGUACUAGUAUACCGAAGAUAAGCCAGAAGUUGUUACCCUGUUGCUUUGCUUGGAAUAUCAGUAUCCGCGAUAUAAUUCAUUGUAGUCUUUUUCGCAUUGCAUCACAUCACAUUGGAUGGCAUCGUUCUGGAGAUGUCCGCCAUAGAACGACGAAAACAAUCUUGUGAACGUAUCCACAAGAUUAAGAAUUAUUCCUCAGACCAAGUCACCUCGAUAAAGAUCCACAGUAGACAGACGUUGCAAAGGUCUGGACCUGUGGCGGAG
Messenger RNA from Aaosphaeria arxii CBS 175.79, 1095 nucleotides. RefSeq lists its product as uncharacterized. Bases 189 to 683 code for a protein of 164 amino acids. The transcript is spliced from 2 exons. The record is from RefSeq and is a predicted model, not a curated record. Lineage: Eukaryota; Fungi; Ascomycota; Dothideomycetes; Pleosporales.